Molecule: messenger RNA, 5791 nt
Organism: Bombus huntii
Lineage: Eukaryota; Metazoa; Arthropoda; Insecta; Hymenoptera; Apidae
Gene: Ir25a
Product: ionotropic receptor 25a
Exons: 6
Coding region: 2613-5384 (923 amino acids)
Biological process (GO): monoatomic ion transport; synaptic transmission, glutamatergic; modulation of chemical synaptic transmission
Cellular component (GO): plasma membrane; postsynaptic membrane
Molecular function (GO): glutamate-gated receptor activity; transmitter-gated monoatomic ion channel activity involved in regulation of postsynaptic membrane potential
Source: RefSeq, a predicted model, not a curated record
UGUGUGUGUGUGUGUGUGUACUAUUACGUAAACUAUAUCUACGCUUAUGUAUGUAUAAGGUUAGAAUAAGUACACGAAGGUAUACGAUAUACUAUAGGGAAAGGUAUUCUAAAUAGAAUAAUGCUUCGUGCCAAAAAACUUCCUUGUAAUAGACUUAAAGUCUGAUAUACAAUAAUUAUGAUUAUUAUUAUAUCUUCUGCGAAUGAAAAAUACAUAUUCCUUUCAGAAAAACAUUCAUACAAUUCCAGUAUUGCGUACAAAAGUUUAUAUUCUUCUUAGCAUCCAGUUAAUGAUAUUAAAAUUAUUAAUUUUUGAUAGAUACUUCAUUUACUGCAGCAUUCAUUUAAAAUAACAUUUUUAUUAUUAAGAAAAUAUUUUAAUAUUCCUAUAAUAAUAAAUUCUUUAUAUAAAGCUUUUGGUUUAUAUUUCCUUACUAAUAUGUUACUGUAUUAGAGUUUAUUAUUAAAUUUUUAAAUUAAUAAAUUAUUAAAUUUAAAAAUAAUUUUUUAUUAUUCUUAAUUUAAGAAUACGUAGCAUUUCGUUUUAAAACUUUUAUUUUCUGGGUUUAUUAUUAUUGUUUCAAUAAUAAAGAAAUCUGAAUAAAAAAGUAUCUAGUAAUUUUUUAAAUUUUCAAAACAAACCGCAACUUUUUGCGCAUGCGCAAAGCGAGACCUUUCCUCCAUGUUGAUCUUUUUCAACUCAACUGACGCAAUAUAAAAUAUGACCCUGGUCCGUGGUUUCCCAUGUUUUCAGUUUUCAAUAUGUAUACAUGUGAGUGUCUAGAGCUCACAUUUAUUUAGUAUUUAUUUAUUUAGUAUUUAGAGCUGUUAUAUGACCUUUCCUUGGUUUUAUUUUACUUUAGAGUCCCAAAAGGUUAAAGGCGUGAAAUCCGCUGGUUCAAAAGUUAUGACUAUGUAAAACCCGAGAAUUUCGAAUCGCCGGUCAUCGACUUUCCAAACAUUUAGUCAUUCAUUCAUAAAAUAACGGCUCGGUCUGCCAUAAUGUUGUCACGAAAAUGGUUACCACCAAUAAACAAUUAUAACUCAAAUUUGAAUAUUAGUUAAACAAUUUUUUGUCAUCAUGUAUAAAUAUGUAGCUAGGUUUUCCCUGUUAAAGUAAAAGCUUACCAAGAACAUAUUCGUCCACGAGUUUAUCAUUGGCUGCAUUAAUUACUCGAAAUCGAGGCUCCUGUCUUAACCACAAAUUUUAUGAUGUUCAUCAUACGGAACUGCAAUCGGAGUACGUACAGUGCCAGGCUCUUAAGCUACAAAGAUUAAUAACGUUUUAACAACAGGAUUUUGACGUUCAAAAACGUCUUAGCAACGGUAUGAAAAGAGAAACCUCAGCUUCAGCCCGAAAACGGACACUUAAAGCUACUCCUUGGAACGAACAUUAUCAUUUACGUUCCCAUUGUAAAUACCCAAGUGUACGCUGUAAAUUGAAUGUAACAAUUGCAACUGUAGAUAAAGAUGGUUUCAGAUACAUGUUCAUACCUGCUACUUUAUCGACCCUUAUUUAGCUUGUUGAUUAUUUUGGAGAAGCGCGCCAGCAGUCGCAUGUAAGUAGGACAAGUCAGCGGUUGAUCAGGCGCGGCAAUUAUAAGGCGCUGUUGUUACUACUAGAAUUUAAAACUUUCAUUUUUUCCUAUGCUUGCUUAUCGUUUUCUUUCAGAGUUACUAACAUUUGACUGUCUACCUAAAAGCUAUGAAAAUUUUGAUAUUAAUAGAAAGAAUUCAAUGGAGUAUAUAACCAGGGAACAUCUAGGUAUGUCAGAAAUUCCAUUCUACUUUGUUUCUAAAAUACUAUAAAUAUAUCACUUUCUGGACUAUUCUUUCUUUAGUACCUUAUAAAAUACCUUUUAUUUCAUAAUCGAAAACAGUGUUUCAUCAAGAAAUGUGUAACUGAAUGUGAUCACGAUAAAACGUAACAUUUUUACGGAAUUAUAGAACGGAAAGAUAGAUGGAUCAAAAUUAGAUCGAUCCUAUCUUGCAGACAUAAAGCUGCAGCCAUGCCAAGAGACAAACGGACAAAAGUAAGAAACGAGUAGCGAAUACAGAUCGGUUCUAUCAAGUGGUCACGAUCGUUAGUCACGAAAAUAUCGAUAUCACAUCAAACUGAAAGUUUCAACAAUACGCGUGUGCAUAUAUACACGACGAGAUAAAACUAACGACCGACCGGGGGCUGAUGGCACGCGAUGUACGACAUGCAAAUUCUUCGCGGUAACUCAACAUCGUACGCGUCUACUACUCCUUUCGCAGCAAUGUAAGACGAAGGACGAUCGAGAAUUUUGUCGAAAAACUAACGGCAGAGAACGAAAAGACAAGUUGCGUUGAUAGGAAGAAUUGAUUGGGUCAUCCCCGCGGCAACCAAUGGGCAAACACAAAUGAAACGGAGAGAAAGUCUGGCUAUGGGUUUCGAGACUACCCUCAGUUGCUUGACCGAUUUCCGCACGCGAUAUCCCCAUCUCGAGACACAUCACGUACACGAUCGAAACCAACCUGAUUAUCAAAUUGGAGAAUAAUGUAAAAGAGGAAAGACGAAUCAUGGAGGUUUUGUAAAAGACGGCCUUAAAAACUGAUUAUUAUUAGAGUUAGUUUUUGUGUAUUCUCAAAAUGAGGCUCGUGGGAUUUACGAUCGCCAUGUGUGGAUUCCUCGGAUUUUGCGGUGAAUCUGCGGUUUACGCGCAGAGAAACGUCGUGGGCAAUCGAGGAUCUACAAAAACAAGAGCUGUUAAUCUUUAUCUUAUUAACGAUGAAGCCAACAAAGUAGCAAACAGUAGCAUAAUAGCGGCGUUAGAGACAAUCAAUGAAAAAUACCCGAAUUAUUUGGGCGAGGUUUGGAGCGUUCAAGUGAAUGAAUCUGACGUCAACGAUACUCUCGAUCGUAUCUGCAAACCUUGGGAUUCGGCUGUAAAAAAAGGAGGAACCGGAGUUCCAGAUUUAGUUAUAGACACGACGACAGCCGGUUUAGGGGCCAAGAUAUCUAACUCAUUCACAGCUGCUUUGGGAAUCCCCACGUUAUCCGCACAAUACGGUCAAGAAGGAGAUCUUUUAUACUGGAGGAACUUAAACACAGACCAGGAAUCCUAUUUGAUUCAAGUGAUGCCUCCGACAGAUUUAAUACCAGAAGUAAUCAGACAAUUGUGUAUUCAGUUGAACAUAACAAACGCUGCGAUUCUGUACGAUCGUAAUUUCGUCAUGGAUCAUAAAUAUAAAAGUUUGUUGUUGAACGUGCCAACAAGACACGUGAUCAACGAAGCUUCUCAGCAAAUAAUGGAAAUGAGAACACAGUUACCUCGUUUACGAGAUUUGGAUAUAGUGAACUAUUUCAUUCUUGGUGAUGAAAAUACCAUCAAUAUAGCUCUGGAAGCGGCAGAAGCUUUAAACUUUACUGGCAAAAAGUACGGUUGGUUUUUAUUGACUCCGGAACUUAACGUUUGGCCGAGAUGCGAGUGUAAAAAUAUGAACAUCCUCUUCAUGAAGCCAGAAUUUAACAAGAAAAGCCCAAUAGAGUCAUCUUUGUCAAACCCGGUUAUUUCUUCCGCAUUUUAUUAUGAUUUAAUACAAUUAGGCGUCCGGGCAAUGAAAUCGGCCUUGGAUGACGGAGAAUGGCCAGUAGAACCUAAACAUAUCACAUGUGACGAAUAUGAUAAAACUAAUACCCCAGAAAGAAAGGUGAACUUUUUUAAUAGGUUAAAGGAAAGUUAUAAAAACAUGACACCGACUUAUGCUGGAAUUAAAUGGGGAUCGAAGAAUGGAGAACACCGGGCCAAGUUCGAGAUGUCCAUUCAUUUAGUGGACAUAAAAGAUGGGAUUGUUUCAAACACUAUCGAUAGCGGAUCUUGGAACGCGAGUAUCUCCGCACCAUUGCAGAUAACGAACAACGAAGUGAUGAAUACCACAGCGGUGAAGAGCUACCGUGUAGUCACCAUAAUUCAUCCACCAUUUGUAAUGUACAACGAAGAAAACGGCACGUAUUACGGUUUCUGCAUCGACUUGCUGGACGAGAUUAAAGACACGGUAGGCUUUCAGUACGAAAUACGAGAAACGGAGGACAGACGAUAUGGAAGUUUAAAUCCGAAUGGGAGUUGGAACGGAAUGAUGAAAGAGCUGAUCGACAAACGAGCUGAUAUCGCUCUAGGAUCAGUCUGGGUCACAGCGGAAAGGGAGAGGGUGGUCGAUUUCACGGUGCCUUACUACGAUCUGGUCGGUCUGUCCAUCAUGAUGUUGAAAACGAAAACAACCAGCUCGCUAUUCAAAUUCCUCACGGUAUUGGAGAACGAGGUCUGGUUCUGUAUCCUAGCCGCUUAUCUCUUUACCAGCGUCUUGUUGUGGAUCUUCGACCGUUGGUCUCCGUACAGCUACCAGAACAAUCGAGAAAAGUACAAGAACGACGACGAGAAAAGAGAAUUCAAUUUAAGGGAGUGUUUCUGGUUUUGUAUGACUUCCUUGACACCACAGGGUGGCGGAGAGGCUCCAAAAAAUCUUUCCGGACGACUGGUCGCUGCCACUUGGUGGUUAUUCGGAUUUAUAAUCAUCGCAUCGUACACGGCGAAUCUAGCUGCGUUUCUGACAGUGUCCAGGCUAGAAAUUCCAAUCGAAACGUUGGAGGAUCUCAGUAAACAGUAUAAGAUUCAAUAUGCGCCGGUGAUAAAUUCUUCAGCUUAUAUUUACUUCAAGAGAAUGGCUGCCAUUGAAUGGAAAUUCUACGACAUCUGGAAGGAAAUGAGCCUUAAUGAUAGUUUGUCAGAUGUGGAGAGGGCAAACUUGGCAGUGUGGGAUUACCCUGUCAGUGACAAAUACACGAAAAUGUUGCAAGCCAUGGAAGAGGCUGGAUUUCCAGCUUCCACCGAAGAAGCGCUACGACGAGUUCGGCGUCUUGAUUCGAAUAACGAGUUCGCUUAUAUAGAAGAUUCAACGACCAUUAAGUAUCUUACUAUGACGAACUGUGACCUGGUCCAAGUAGGCGAAGAUUUUUCGAGGAAGCCUUACGCCAUUGCCGUUCAACAGGGAUCGCCAUUGAAGGAUCAGUUUAACAAUGCAAUUUUGAUACUACUAAACAAGAGGAAAUUGGAGAAAUUAAAGGACACAUGGUGGAAGAAGAACCCUGACAGAAAAGACUGCGACGCAGAAAACAGUCAAAGUGACGGUAUAAGCAUCCAAAAUAUCGGAGGAGUAUUCGUUGUUAUAUUUCUAGGUAUUAUUUUUGCUUGUUUCACUUUGGCCUUUGAAUACUGGUACUAUCGACACCGUACGAAGAUCACGAAGAUUAAUCUGAACAGCACAACCAAAGGGAAAGUCACACAAGUAAAACCACUUAGAUUCAACUUACAGCCGGCGCCUACGCACGGUUUUCAGAAUAGCCAACUCAGACCAAGAUUUUGAGUGUGUCUGUGAUAAAGAAAAAAAAAAGAUAUUCAUGAAUCGAUCAUCGUGUAUUACAGAUAUAUCACUUCAAUGUUAAUACUUACCGUUGGUUAGUGUUCAAUAAAAACAUAAAAAGACGAUGUACAGGAAUACCUAAAAAAUUAACAAUUUUUUUUAUUACAGAAGAAAGUCUGGACCAGAAUUAUAAAUGACAUAGAGCUUCAGCGUUUGCAAUGCCUUUAUUUGGUUACUCCCUUUGCGUACAUUACUUCGCGCAGAGAAUACAUAUUCGGAUAUUCUUUCGUUUCUUUCCCCUCAUAUUCCGUUCACUUUCUUCGCAUCACAAUUCACGUACAUUGCUUGUCAUUUUAACUAACCUUCCUCGCGACGUCUUAACAUAUCACCAUUUUUUUUCUUUUUUUUUU